Molecule: messenger RNA, 5961 nt
Organism: Mytilus californianus (California mussel)
Lineage: Eukaryota; Metazoa; Mollusca; Bivalvia; Mytilida; Mytilidae
Product: rhomboid-related protein 2-like
Exons: 11
Coding region: 179-1804 (541 amino acids)
Cellular component (GO): membrane
Molecular function (GO): calcium ion binding; serine-type endopeptidase activity
Source: RefSeq, a predicted model, not a curated record
GGUCAAUACAUACAUAAGGUAGAAUACAGCAUUCCAGAAUAUUGAUAUAGAAGAUUGUCAAAAUAGAUUUAUUUUUCAAUAGAGUCAGGAUUACUUUGUGCAAGAUUUCAAUAGUAGAAUUUUUCGUAUUUAGUAGCUUUAUAAAAAAGUGCUCACAUUCUAAAAGUGAAUCAAAAGUAUGGAAUAUCGCCAGCCUAGAUCUGAAAUAUAUCUCCAACCAGAAGUAGGUAAUUACCACCAGCCUCGUUCAGAAAUUCUUGUUCAUGGUCGGUCAUACAGACAACCUGAGCAAAGAGCAGUUCAGUAUGUAACGAGGGAACAACCCAGAUAUAUUGUUAGACAAAAUCAGCAAUUAUCUCCACAAUAUGUGGUCAGAGAAAGGAGUAGAUCACCAUAUAUGAUAAGCAAUGACCAAUCUCCACAAUAUGUGGUCAGGGAAAGGAGUAGAUCGCCGUAUACAAUAAGUAACGGACAGUCUCCACAAUAUGUGGUCAGAGAAAGGAGUAGAUCACCAUAUUUGAUAAGUAAUGGUCAAUCUCCGCAAUAUGUGGUCAGAGAAAGGAGUAGAUCCCCAUAUAUGAUUACUAAUGGUGACUCCAUUUCACCUCGCUAUAUAUCAGAAAAUCCAUAUGCUGUGAAAGAUAAAAAUAUUCUUUUGUCAAAUGGAAAUACACGUUACAUAAGCAGAUAUCAACCUAGGCCCCUAACAGAAUUGGAGUUAGAUAUGUACAAGAGAUACAAGCCAAUAUUUGAUCGGCAUGAACCUGAUGGCGUACCUCUCAAUCUCCUGAAGGAAGAAUUAAAAGAUGAAGGGAUCACAGAUCAUAUCCCAGAAGCGAGGCUACAUCGUAUCCUUGACAGAGCAGAUAGGGAUGGAGACGAAAGAAUUGAUUUUGUGGAAUUCAUGAAAAUGAUGACGACAGAUGUAACAAAGGAAGAAAGAUCAGCAUUUCAGAGUGUUAUUGGUGCUGCUGUGGCUGACAUAUUACCCAAGAGUAUGAGGGAAGAUUUUCUUGCCAAUUACACCUGUAGACCACCACCUAUAUUUAUGAUAUUUAUAAGUUUAGUUGAGAUCAUUAUAUUUGCUGUGUAUGCAGCUGAGUUAUCAGACACAACAACACCUGUAACAGCUACCUCAGGUGUACCACUGUACAGUCCGUUACUCUAUAAACCAAAGAGACGUUACGAGGCUUGGAGAUAUAUAACUUAUAUGUUUAUACAUCAAGGAUACAUGCACAUCAUAUUUAACCUGAUAUUCCAGCUGUUAUUAGGUUUACCAUUAGAACUGGUACAUAAAUGGUGGAGAGUUCUGUUAAUCUAUGUAUUAGGAGUUAUAGCUGGAUCACUUGCUCAUUCUGUAACAGAUGUAGAUGUAGCUCUAGCGGGAGCCAGUGGUGGAUGUUAUGCUCUUAUUGGUGCUCAUAUAGCUUCUGUUAUAGUUAAUUGGAAAGAAAUGAAUUACCAGUGUACUGAAGGAUCAUUACUGAGGUUUCUGUGUAGUGCUCCCAUACGACUAACAGUGCUUCUUGUUUUGUCUGUAGGAGAUACAGGUCUUGCUAUCUACAGGAGAUACUUUGAAGAAGAAGUAACAAAAGUUGGUAUAUCAGCUCACAUAGGAGGAAUGAUUGCAGGUUUAUUACUUGGAAUACCAAUCCUGAAGAAUGUGAACAUUUUAACCUGGGAGAAAACCCUUGGCUACGUUACUCUAUCAAUAUACCUGUGCUUUGUUGGGUUUGCCAUGAUUUUCAAUGGCGUUUAUGAAGGCUACCCAGAAACAGAUUGGUCAAAAUGCUGUCCAUCGUAAACUUUGUUACCCUGAAUCAGAGGAAUGCUGUCCAAGAAUACUGCAUAAUGAAUUAGUUUUAAGAUUGAGAGUAAUUUAAAAGAGUUUACCAUGUUAUGUUACAUACCAGUUAAGGGAGGCAGCUCAUGGUUUUGGCUGAGAAUUCUAAGUGUAGUUAAAUGAUCUGAAAAUUUGGGUUUUUUUUAAUUUUUAAUUUUUUAUCCAACAUUUAUGUAUGAACAGACAUUAAAAUGACAUUAAGGUGCAUGCAAUUUAUUCUUUACCACUUUACCGACCAUGCAAGACACUCAAGGGUAGUCAAGGUUGUUAAAAAAAACCAUGUCGUUUACCACUUUGGUGAAUUUUCUUAAGUUUACCAAUUUAAGCUGAAUAAAGAUAAAGUAUAAAACUUUUUAAAAUAGAAACAAAGAGAGAAAAUAGAGCUGUAUUACUGAAUUUUGGAAAACAGAGAAAAAAUGUCAGGUUUGAUGUUUGAAAAUUUGUAAUAAUAUUUCUUCAUUGUAAAUUUUAGAUUAGGAUAUAUAUUUUUUGUCUUCCAAGUCAUACAAUUGAUAAUAUGAAUUCAGUUUAAUUCAUUACAUGGCUGUGUAAUUUAAAAGCUUGCCAAAUAAAGAUUCAGUAAAAAAAAACCCAUGUAAGGCGAACAUGGAUGAAAAAAAAAGUAAUUUGAGCUUUUUAUUGGGACAGAAAUAUUUUUUUAUAAUUUUUACAACCUGUGUGAAAUAAACAAAACCAUUGUUAGGAGUAGGCUAACAGGUUUCGUUUAGCUAUAGUAAUCUCCAACCAGCAUGUCUCAUUUUAUUGGUGUUACAUGUAAUAAACAGCCUUACACCGAGUUGGGUUCACUUGUGUGAUCAACAGCUUUAACUUCUGUAAUUGGUGUUACACCUAAAAAUAAGUUUUUGUUUGUUUCUGGGUUACUUCUGAUAAAAAGGUUUCAAUUAAUUAAUGUUCAAGAUUUCAUUGUUUCUGCGUUUCAUCUGAUAAACAGGCACCGCAUCUGAUAAACAAAUCUCACAUUUUAUUUGUGAUAUUUUUAAACAAAAUGUUUCAUUUAUUUUUAACUGUAAUAUAAAAGAAAUGUAUAUUGAGCGAAAUUAUGACUAUUUAUUUGUACAAUCGAACUUACGUUUAUUGUGAUGUGCCAUUACUCAGUAGAAAGGGUUGUGAAUAUAUAUAUAUAUAUUUAUGUAUAUAUGCCAAAAUAAUUAUGAAAAAAAUUAACAUGUCAGAUACACCAUUAUUGUUCAGUAAGGGUUCAUGUGCCUUUCGAAACAUAUUUGUGGAAAUGAUUAAUUGAAAGUAACCAUUAUGUCCCAAUUCUGGAAACUUAAUGUGUAAAUUAUUUUUUUGGCAGCCAUUGGCAUUGUAUGGGCAGAUUUUGUUAUCUUAAUUUUCUAAACCUGGCUUUUGAGCAACAUCCAGUUUAAGGAAAGGAACUAUUACCAUUAAUGUUAUUCUAAAUUGAUAUUUGCUGUUAAUCUUCUUGCCUCAGGAAAUAAGUAGUGUUUAGUUGGCUGAUUAACAUAUUGAGAACAAAAAAAUGUAUGUACAUUGUAUAUCCUUAUCUGACCUACAUUUAUUAAAUCUUUUAUUAUAUUCAGGGCAAUAAGUUUUAUGUGCCUUCUUUAAUUUAUGUAAUUUUUUGGGGCUCCAGUAGGGUACCCUCCUUAGGUCUGAAGGUCAUGUUUUUCCGUGUGUCACCAGGUCACUUUAAAGCAAAUUUAUCAAGAAACCUGCAUUAGAGGUUACAGGUCCAUUUAAAUGAGAUGUCAGGUUGCAAGGUCACCUGCCAAACCCCACAAGGUUGUAGGUCAGAUUUGGCUAUGUUGCAGCCACUUUUAAAUUUUUUUAACAGUUUAAAGUGGUUGGAAAAUAAGUACAUUGGUCAAAGGUCAUUGGUGGGUAUUUUAUGUAAAAAAAACUUUCAUUUUUUAAAACAUGAGGUCUAUUGCAAUAAUUUGAUUCAUGAGCAAUAAAGUAGUUAUUAUUUUAUAUACAAUAUUUUAGGAAUAUUUAAAUGAAAUAAGAAGACUGGUAAAAAUCAUGAAAUAUUUGGGAUCUGUGACUGUUGUCUUGGACUGUGUUGCUCAAAACUUUUUUUCAAAUGCAGUGGUUAGUUCUGUGUAGAUUGAUGGAAUUAUCUAUAGAAACAGUUAUUGAUUGGUCAUAUGGGUGAAGCAUCUAAGUUGAACUGUUUUAAAGAUGUCACACCGGUAAAAAUAGCAGUUCAAAAGAUGUCUGAACAAAAAUGUAAAACGGCAAACUGAAAUCGUGGUUUUAGGCAUGCUUCUGUUUGUAACAUUUGAAAGUUUUUACUAUAUUUUACUAUAUUUAUAUAGGUCGGAUAUUGUUUUUUUUUACAAUUUUACAAUAUAUUUUCUUUUGCUAAUUUAUUGAUCUUGAGAUAUAAAACUAUUUUUUUCUACAAAAAAAAGUUUACAUUCUUAUUUUCUAAUAUACAGUGUACAAGUAUAACAUCAACAUUCCAAUAUAUAUUUAUAUAUUGUGAGCAUUGAAGAUGUCUAAUGCCUAGUUCACACGUACAUUUAAUUUGAAUUGAAUUCGAAUCGAAUGGGAAUCGAAUUCGCUAAUCGCGUUCACACACUCUUCCUUUUUAAUUCAAAUAGAUUCAAAUUGGCUAAUUCGCAUUAACCAAUUCGCAUUAGAAAUCCGUUCUUGUUGAUACGAAUUAAAAGUUAAUGUCGUUCGGAAAGUAAAGCAAAUUUACAGUAUUGCAAUUCAAAUUAGAAUUAACGUUUGGACGUAAAACGAUUCGAAUGCGAAUUAAACUAAUUCUAAUUAGUUAAUGCGAAUCGAAUUCGAAUUACGUGUGAACGCAGCAUUAUUUUAUAUUAAUUUUUCAACAUAAAUAUUUAUUGAAUAAGACUCAACAUGGACCAUCAAUUCUUUGAUUUUUGUGUAAGAAAAAAAAUCAGAAUUUGUGAAUAUACUUCACAUCUGUUAUUUAUAUUGGGUGCAGUUUGCCACCAACUAUGACAAUUUACUAUAAAAAGUAUUGCUAUUGAACAAAUUGAAUUUUAUAAAGAAUAUACAUCAUUUGUAUUAGAAAGGCUUUUUACGUGAUCUAUUUAUAUAUGCUGUAGCAGUUUUCAUAGGAACAAUUAGAUAGAUGCUUUGGUAUUCAGGCAUUGUUUUAGAAAAUAGUGGUAGAAUUUGUAUUUUUUUUUUAGAUACUUAGUUGAAAUAUAUAUUGAAAAUCAUGGAUGAUAUUGAAUUUAACCCAUUAAUUUUUCUUAGUCCUCAAAUAUGCCUGCUUGCAAUACAUAGAAACGUGUUUGGCACUAUUAUAAUUCUAGUUGAUUCUUUUUAAUUGGUAUACAUUUUUAACUCAAUUUAUUGUACCUCGUGUAUUUUACAUUUUAUACUAGAUCCUAGAAACUGAUCCUAGGAGCAGAUGAUUUUAAAGUGUUUUUAACAGAUUAUGUGAUACAGAAACAUGACAUUCCUUUUCAUAUAUGACUAUAUUUUUUAAAGUGUCACUUUUAUGUUAUUGAACAAAUAUAUAUUAUUAUCAUUAUAAUGCUAAUUCGUCUGUUUUCUGUGAGUGGACUUUUUUCACCUAAAACUAAUGGCUCUAGUAAAAUCCUCUUAGAAGGCCUAACAUGAGUUAUUCCUGUCUUUCUAAAUAUAGCAGUCACAACAAAAGGCCAAUGAGAAUUGAAUAUUACAUAGCUGUGUAUUAUUUUUCAAUACCAUACUUUUACUCAAACUGUACCGAAUGUUGUAGUAUCAAUGAAAAAAAAUAUAAGCUUGACACCCCUUUUGUGGAGUGGUUAAGUACACAGAACAAGUUUUAAUGUAGAAAAAUUGAACAAUGCAUAUUAAAACUUGAUAAUAAUGUGGAAAAAUUGAUUUAAUUUAGAUUAAGCAAUUCACAGGCAUUCGGUUUAACAAAUAAAGUCUUGUACACAAAAUGUACUGAAUUUCUUGGGGUCACAUUAUUUGUAAACAUAAAGUCUUCAGACGAGUUGAUGUAUCAAAAAUAAAGAUGAGUUCCAUCAAACUUAUGAGCAAACUCUAGGGUCAGAUAUUUAAUUGUUUUAAGAUUGUCACUCAACUUCUUUGUUAAAUUUGUCUAUGAUUUUUACUGUUAUAUAAAUAAAAUUAUUUUAUAUAUAUAUAUAUUAUAUACA